Messenger RNA from Aphanomyces astaci, 438 nucleotides. RefSeq lists its product as hypothetical. The transcript is spliced from 2 exons. The coding region runs from base 1 to 438 and encodes 145 amino acids. Lineage: Eukaryota; Oomycota; Saprolegniomycetes; Saprolegniales; Verrucalvaceae. The record is from RefSeq and is a predicted model, not a curated record.
AUGAAGAAAGACCUUCAGGAACUGGUACGACUCCUCCAAGAAGCCAUGCAUGCCACUGUGGAAGACGAAGCCGCCGCGUGUGCAGAUCAGCUCCGGUACGGCCGCUUCAAGGAUACUUUUACUGUUAGCAAGUGCAACACAAAUCAAAAGAAGUGCAGUUUGUGUGAACGUCUGCGCCUGCAGUUCAACAUUAUUGUUGAAGGAGACAGCGCUGUUACAACAACGUCGUUGAAGAACGAGGAGUAUGAUUUCCGUGCGAAGUACAAGGCUAUUCGCAUCAAGGAAGCUGCAACGGGGAACUACUCCGAAAUCCUUAUCGACUAUCCCGUCUACUGGGAUGACAUGGUUGUAGCGUUUGGGGACAUGCGAGGAUUGAGCGACGUCAAGUUUGGAGAUGAUGUUCCCUUCCCAAUCAGACCAGCGCAAGGCGGUGGAUGA